Molecule: messenger RNA, 759 nt
Organism: Penicillium coprophilum
Lineage: Eukaryota; Fungi; Ascomycota; Eurotiomycetes; Eurotiales; Aspergillaceae
Product: glutathione S-transferase family protein
Exons: 3
Coding region: 1-759 (252 amino acids)
Source: RefSeq, a predicted model, not a curated record
AUGACUCAACCAAAUAUUACCCUAUAUACGGCUCAGACCCCUAAUGGCAUUAAGAUCUCUAUAGCGCUAGAGGAGCUUGGUCUGCCAUACAAGGUCGAGAAGAUUGACAUCUCGAAAAACACUCAAAAGGAAGACUGGUUCCUAAAGAUCAACCCUAAUGGCCGCAUCCCUGCCUUGACGGACACCUUCACCGACGGCAAGGAUAUCCGUCUAUUUGAGUCUGGUAGCAUCUUGGAAUACCUGGCGGAACAGUACGACACAGAUCACAAGAUCUCAUUCCCCAAAGGCACGCGGGAUUACUACGAGAUGAAGAGCUGGCUGUACUUCCAGAAUGCAGGCGUAGGACCCAUGCAAGGCCAGGCCAACCACUUCUCACGAUACGCGCCCGAGCACAUUGAGUACGGUGUGAAACGAUACGUCAAUGAAUCGCGUCGGUUGUAUGGUGUGUUGGACAAGCACCUCGCAGAGUCCAAGUCUGGUUAUAUUGUCGGUGAUCACGUCUCUCUUGCUGAUAUCGCCCACUGGGGGUGGAUUUCCGCUGCAGGAUGGGCCGGUAUUGAUAUCGAUGACUUCCCAAAUCUCAAGGCUUGGGAGGAGCGUAUGCUACAGCGACCGGGUACUGAGAAAGGUCGUCACGUUCCUUCCCCUCAUACCAUUAAAGAGCUCAUUAAGGACAAGGAAGCUACGGAGAAGAUGGCUGCUGAAUCUAGGGCUUGGAUUCAACAGGGGAUGCAGGCCGAUGCCAAGCGUAAAGAUUAA